AACCGAACCACGUGGUCCGGAUAGGAGAGGCGGCUGCUAGGUUGCAGACACGUUGGUCGGACUUGAUACACUUGAGUACCAGAGUUUUCGGAAUUAUUAGAACACGAUAUUUAAUUUAGCUUUGCAACCGCGGGCUAGCCGAGGGGGUAGGUGGGAGCGACCGGCCGACGGCCUGUAUAGGUCCGGUAUACGGUUCGCUUUCGUAUACUCUCUUUGCUGGCUAUGGCGGGGGCUCAGGGGGAAAGUAGUUGGAGUAUGGAGGAGUUUGAGGAAGAGGAGGAAGGGAGUGGUAGUUGGGAGGUAAGGACAGUGAACAGGGGAACUAAGAGGCUUAGAGGAGUAGAGGCAGAGCAGGCGAUGGAGGAAAAAUGGAAAGUUGUGGUGAGGUUUGAUGGGGAGGGGGUGAAGAAUAUAGAUCCAAUAAAGCUAACGAAGAUUAUUAAAAAUCAGGUAGGGGAUGUGAAGUUUGCUAGAGUCUUUAGUGAUGGUAAUUUAUUAAUAGGAUGUGUGUCGGAAGAACAGGUUGCAAGGGCUCAAAAGCUGCAAAGUAUGGGAAAAGUGGUGGUGACGAAGGUGGUGAGAGUGGGGGAGCAGGGAAGUAGGGGAGUCAUCUAUGGGAUUCCCUUGUCUGUUGAUAUGAAGGAGCUGGUGAAAAACUUAAAGGAGAAGUGUGAUGAAGUUCAGAGUGCAAAGCGGUUGACUAAGGGAGUGGAGAAAAAGGAAUCUGAGUCUGUUUUGGUACAAUUUAGUGUUAAGGACCCGCCUAGUGAGCUGUAUUUUGGAUUCAUGAGAUAUAGGGUAAGAGAGUUUGUGCCAAAACCUAUGAGAUGUUUCAAAUGCCAGAAAUUUGGCCAUGUGGCAAAGUUCUGUAGAGGGGACAAACGGUGUGCAAAAUGUGGAGGAAACCAUGAUUAUGGGGAGUGUGGAGAGGGAGUAAGGCCAAGAUGCUGUAAUUGUGGGGGAGCCCAUAGUGCAGCGUAUUGGGGCUGUGAAGUAAUGAGGAAGGAGGCUGAGGUGCAGAAUAUUAAAGUGAAGGAGAAAGUCUCACAUGCAGAAGCAGUUAAAAGGAUGGAAGUAACAGUGAUGGAUAAAGGAGGAAAUGGCCGUGGGGAAGUAGUGUCUGGAAAUGUGUGGAAUCAGAGACAAAAAACAUUCAGAGAGAAGGAGGAGAAGGCAUGGAGAAAGAAGAGGGAUCUCGUAAUCUUUAUUGCAGGGGUAAUCAAUGCUACAACAGAGGUUAAGUCUAAGACGGAAAGGAUCCAAAUUAUUGCAAAAGCAGCAAUCCAGCACUUGGAUAUGGUGGGAUUAAAGUGGGAGAUGAUACGGGAUGGGUUAAGUGCAGGGGCACUACCCAGCCAGGAAGGAUGUAGUGCAGGAUGUUCCUCCUGAUCAUGCUGUUACUACAGUGGAAUGCAAGAAGCCUGUUAGUGAAUGGCCAAGAUUUUAAACAGUUUAUUGAUAGCAGAAGGGUGAAACCUGAUGUAAUUUGUAUCCAGGAAACAUGGCUAAAACCUCAUUUGGAUUUUGUUUUGUUAAACUACAUUUGUGUUAGACGAGAUAGAGAUCAGGGGAAUGGAGGGGGGUGUGCUACUUUUGUAAAGAGGGGAGUGCCAUAUAGAGUGGUGGGUACAGGGGAGGGACAAGAGUAUAUAGUAGUGGAAAUAUGGGCAGACAGAAAGAAGGUGGUGGUAAUAAAUUAUUAUAAUCCGUGUAAAGAGCUGAGAUUAGAUGACCUGGAGAAAGUAGAAGGCCAAGAUGCAGACAAUGUUAUAUGGUGCGGGGAUUUUAAUGCACACAGCACAUUAUGGGGAGGAGAGAAGACAGAUAAUAAUGGGCAGGUAAUGGAAGAGAUGCUGAAUGAUAGGAAUUUAGUGUGUGUGAAUGAUGGGAGAAAGACGAGGAUAGAUGUAAGAACUGGAAAAGAGUCGGUGUUAGAUCUUACAUUGGUGUCCAGUAGAUUGGCGCCAAGGUGUGAAUGGGAGGUAUAUGGAAGAGGGACUAUAGGGAGUGAUCACUAUCCUGUUAUGUGUAAAAUGGGUAUUGAGGUGGUUUUGCAAAUGGAGAAUGGUUGUGGAGGAUGGAUUUUUAAGAAAGCAAAUUGGGAAAUAUUUAGGAGACUGAGUGAUGAGCAUCUCAGGGAAAUCCAAGAAGGAAAUGAUAUUGAUGAAUAUGAAGUGAAAGUACGACAGAGUAUAUGCAUGGCUGCAGAGGUUGCAAUACCUAAAAGUUCAGGAAAAAAUAAGAGGAAGGCGGUUCCAUGGUGGAAUGACAAAUGUAAAAAGGCAGUCAAAAACAGAAAUAGAGCCUUUAGGAUACUAAAGAGGACCCAUAACUUUCAACAAUUGGUUGAGUACAAGAAGCUGCAAGCAGUAGCUAGAAGAACUAUAAGGCAAGCAAAAAGAACAUACUGGAGGGACUACUGCAGCUCCAUAGGGAAUACAACCACUAUAACUGAAGUAUGGGGAAUGAUAAGGAAAAUGGAAGGAAAUAGAAGAGAAUGGAGUUACCCAAUCCUGUCAGAUGGGGAACAGGUGGCCAUAUCAAAUGAGGAGAAGGCAGAAAUGAUGGUGAACACGCUGAGUAGAAUACACAGUUUCGAUAAUUUAUCAGAAGAGGAGAAAAGAAGUAGAGAAGAAACCAAAAGGGCACAUGCAGAAGCAAUCCAGAAGAAAGGAAGGAUAAAUGAUAAAUAUAAUGUAUCAUUUACAAUGAGGGAGCUAAAGAGUGCACUGGCUAAUUGUAGGAAUUCAGCCCCAGGGAAAGACAGUGUCUGCUAUGUUAUGUUGAGACACUUAAGUGACGAAGGAUUGGAGAAACUUUUGAGGCUGUAUAAUAAAGUCUGGGAAGAAGGAGUAAUUCCCUUAGGGUGGAAGGAGGCAGUUAUUAUUCCCAUUAGGAAACCGGGGAAGGAUGCAAGCAAGCCAGGAAACUACAGACCAAUAGCUCUAACAUCGCAUAUGGGAAAACUAAUGGAAAGGUUGGUUAAUGGAAGGGUGAUGCAUUUUAUAGAAGAGAGAGGACUGAUGGUUAAUUGUCAGAGUGGUUUUAGGAAAGGGAGAAGUACGACGGACUCAAUAAUAUGCUUAGAGGAUGAAAUAAGGAAAGCUCAAAUGGGAAAGGAAACGGUGGUGGCAGUUUUUCUGGAUGUGGAAAAAGCGUAUGAUAUGUUAUGGGUGGAGGGUCUCUUAAUUAAACUACACAUGCUAGGAGUGGGAGGAAGUAUGUUUAACUGGAUAAUGAACUUUCUGAACAAUAGAAGUAUCCAAGUUAAAAUAGGCCGGGACAUAUCUAGAAGAUGUGUGGUGGAGAAUGGGACCCCCCAGGGGAGCGUGAUAAGCCCGCUGCUAUUUAACAUAAUGAUAAAUGACGUUUUUCUGAAUGUCCAGCCGGGGAUUGGCAGGUCGUUAUUUGCCGACGAUGGGAGUUUAUGGAAGAGGGGAAAGAAUGUGACAUUUAUAGUGAGGAAAAUGCAGGAAGCUGUGGCACAAGUGGAGGAGUGGGGAAGGAAGUGGGGCUUCAGAUUCUCUGUGGAGAAAACAAAAGCUAUGUUCUUCACUAGAAAGAAAAUUGAUGAGAAUGUGAAGCUGUUGCUGUAUGGUAAUAGCUUGGAGAGGGUUAAGAGCUUUAAAUUUCUGGGUGUGUUUUUUUGACACGAGGCUCACAUGGAGGGACCAUACACGCAAAGUCAUAGACAAGUGCAAAAAAGUGCUGAAUAUGAUGAGGUGCUUAGCUGGAUUAGAGUGGGGAGCAGAUAAAGCAUCACUAAGACAGAUCUAUGUGUACCUGAUAAGAUCAAGGAUGGAGUAUGGAAGCUUGGUGUAUGGGUCUGCCUCCAAGUCUGUGCUGGCUGGGCUGGAUGUAAUCCAAGCUAAAGCGCUGAGGAUAUGCACAGGAGCAAUAAAAUCAUCUCCGGUGUGCUCCUUGCAAGUUGAGAUGGGGGAAAUGCCUUUGUACCUGCGGAGAAAACAACUUCAGGCUAAUUACUGGGUGAACCUGAUGGGUCAAAGGGAAGAUCAUCCGGUCAGAGUGGCUAUGCAGGCAACAUGGGAGAGAGGAAUGAGGGGGGGGUCUAGUUUUGGAUGGACGGGGGAGAGGGUGGCUCGGGAAGUUUUAAUUCAUGAUAAAGAGUUCUGUCCUGUGGUGUUGUGGCCUGUGGUACCUGUAUGGGAGCUUCAGGUCCCAAUGACUGACCUGAGACUACUGGAAAUGAGAGAACAGAAUAAGGGAGCAGAAUUGGUCAGUGAGUUUCACUGUCAUGUAGCCGAGAGGUACAAUAGUCAUGUAUUGGUUUUCACAGAUGGGUCUAAAAACCAAGAGACAGGUACUACGGGUGCAGCCUUUACCGUGCUCAGGCAGAAUGUUGACUCUUAUGUGAGAACUUCUGAUUUUUUAAAUGUACAUACUGUUGAGUUGUAUGCAAUUUUAAUGGCAGUGAGAUGGGCAGAACAGCUGAUGAACUGUGGAGUGCUGAUUUGUUGUGACUCCGUGUCUGCGGUGGAGAGUGUUGGGAUGGGGAUGUCCAAGGGGCGGAACGACCUGGUAUAUGAGAUACUGAUGGCAAACCAGAUGGUGAGAAGGAGGGGUGUUGAAGUGGUGCUGAUGUGGGUUCCAGCACACUCAGGCAUUCGGGGCAAUGAAGAAGCAGACGUGUUGGCUAAGAGAGCAGUGGAAAAGGAGAGGGUGGAUGCCAACUUAAGCCUGUCUAAGGGUGAAGGGAAGAGCAUAGUGUGGAAACAAAUCAUCGUGGAGUGGCAGAAGGAGUGGGAGGAAGGAAAUAAAGGAAGGCAUUUGUUUUCAGUAAUGGGGAAAGUGACAGAUUCAGUGAACACCGGAGGAAGAGGGAGGAGAAAGGAAGAGGUCAUUUUCUCCAGGUUAAGGAUUGGGCAUACUGCUCUUAAUAGCACGCUGCACGUCAUGGGAAAACAUCAAAAUGGACUAUGCUCCGAGUGUCAAGCACCUGAGACAGUACAACAUGUGCUUAUUUGCUGCAGGAGAUACCACAGGGAAAGAGCUGAGCUAGUGGCAGAGCUGCAAGAAGUGGGUGUGAAAGAAGUUACAGUUAGAAGUAUUUUGGAAGGGGGAUCAAGUGGAAGAGGGAGGCGGAGUUUGUUUAAAUUUUUAAAUAAUACUGGUCUGAUGAGGAGAAUAUGAGUUCCUGAAAGAUCCAGAAGAUGGCAGCAAUGCAACUAACUGGAUGCAAGCUGCCGUUAAACCCCAAAGAAGAAGAAGAAGAAGAAGAAGAAACAUCAGGAAACAAGCCAAGAUGUCGCUGCUGUCAAAGUCGUUGUUUCUGUCACGUAAAACAUUAGUCUCGCUUGUGCGGCGGCACUCGUCUCUGACAGCUGAGCUGAUUAACAACAUGGACAAGAAAGCAACCUGGGACCGCUUCUAUGCCGAGAGCCCCAGGACACCCAGCUUCAAGAACUUUGAGUGGUUUUUCGGUUUUGACUCUGUGCGAGGCUUCAUCAUGCCCCUCCUGCAGACAGCGUCCCACCCAGAUUCCCAGCUCCAAGUCCUGGAUAUAGGCUGCGGCACAUCCGCUUUAGGCCCCUCCAUUUACAGACACUCGGAUCUCCCGGUCUGUGUCACUUGUGCCGACAUUUCCCCCAUCGCUGUGCAACUAAUGCAAGAACACGUACAGGUCAAAGCCCUUCCUCCUCAAAAUCCAUCGUCUCGGCUCCAGUUUAUCGAGAUGGACUGCACGCAGCUCGACAAGCACUAUUUACCUCACAGUCUGGACCUUAUAGUUGACAAAGGCACGACGGAUGCCUUGUUGAGGUCCAAGGAGGGGCAGGAGAAGGCUGCCUUGAUGCUGAAGCAGUGUUUGGGAGUUUUGCGGCGUUCAGGAUCCCUGCUCCAGUUUUCAGACGAGGAUCCUGAUUCCAGGCUUCUGUGGCUGGAGACUCUGGCACGACAUCAGGGGGUGAUGCUGGCAGAUGUUGGAGUCCAGGAGAUUGGGGAGCUAAGAGGAGUGUGUUAUUACUGCUACCAGGUUGCUCCUCACCCUGAUGUGUAGCAGCAACUUUCUACCUCUACGCUUAUGUAAAUAAAUUGUUUAACAGAA
Molecule: messenger RNA, 6064 nt
Organism: Cololabis saira (Pacific saury)
Lineage: Eukaryota; Metazoa; Chordata; Actinopteri; Beloniformes; Belonidae
Gene: cskmt
Product: citrate synthase lysine methyltransferase
Exons: 2
Coding region: 5195-6016 (273 amino acids)
Source: RefSeq, a predicted model, not a curated record